AUGAACUUUCCAAGUCACUUCCAGCAUAUUUUCAAGCAGCUCAACCACCAGCGCCUCCAAGCUCAGCUGUGUGACUGUGUAGUGGUGGUUGGAGGUCAGACCUUUCAGGCUCACCGCUCCAUCCUGGCAGCAUGCAGUUCUCACUUCAGGGCUCUCCUCACCUCCAGCGACACUGCAGAUGAGGCUGGAGGUUCAGGGGCUGACAGGUGUCGAGAUGGUCCCAAUGUGAUAGAGCUCGAUCCGGAGGUGGUGACCCCAGAGUCUUUCUCCACCCUGCUCGAUAUGAUUUACACCUCCACUCUGUCCCUAGGGACCUCCAAUGUGAUGGAUGUGUUACUGGCGGCAUCGCACCUGCACCUCAACGCCGUGGUCAAGGCCUGCAAGAUACACCUGUCCAGGAAAAACUUCCCUGCCUCUGCGCCUAAAGGUUGGAGGUCUGUGCAGCAGCAGGAGCAGGAAAGUCCAUCUUCCCAGGUAGCAGGCAGUUCACAGCAACGGGUCAGAUCAGGCCUGGAAGAGGACCUCGAUAAAGAGGAAAUGGGAGAGGAGGUGAGUCAGUCUGGUGGGGAUGAAGACUGUGUGGUGAUAGUGGGGCAUAAGAGAAAGCUGCAUGAGGACAGGCUCAGUGACAAGAAGAGAACCUGCAGACUUCCUGGAUCAAACUAUAAGGAGUGUUCGCCUAUUGUUACCAGGAGCUGUGUGAGCCAUGAGGAGAGAGGAGAAGCUCCGUUGUUUUCAGGUUGCCUGCAGAUCACUGACACACUCUGGGAAAACCAAGGUGAUGAUGAGGAGAAGAAGUACAAAGCACCCAAAGGAGAAUUAGAGGAAAUCCAGCUGCCGAGCCAGUCGGAUAGCAGCAUAGCAGGUGUGUGGGAGAAGUGUGAACAUACAGAUGGAGACAGUGUGGUCAAGGUAAAGGUGGGAGAGGAAGAGGGAGACAAACCUCAGAUGGCAGUGAUUGAGGUGAAAAAAGAAAAUCUAAGCUCAUAUUCUCCAGAUUUGUUAACCAGUAAUUCUCCUCCGUCUCCACUGGAAGCCUGCACAGAUAAUUUGAAUGCACAAUUCAGUGGCGAGAAGAUGGUUGCAGCCAGCCCAGCAACAUGUAAUGUUGGCUCUUUACAGUCAGAGCUGUGCACAGAUCUUCGCACCGAGGAGCAGGGAGAAACUGGAGAUUUGGAUGAGGACUCGGCAGAUGGUGAGGGCCUGGACAGCCUGUCAGACCUGGCCUUUUCCUGCUUCCUCAAUCCCGGCACUGACAGUGUCAUGGGAGCUCUGGAAGAAGAUGACAGUCUAGCCAGCCUCACAGCUGCUGCCACAGCUGCUGCCGCCGCCGCCAGCGAAGCUCCUCCAGCUCUGGUAGAUGCAGGUGAGCACGAUCAAAAGUCAGACGAGGCAAACACCUCUACUGCUCAGUCUUCAGACUCUUCAUCUUCACUUAUCUUUCCGGUCACCUCGGUCCCCUUGCAGCAGCUUCUCCCAACUCAGAGUCCAGGAUUUAGUGACACCAUCAUCCUCCAGCCCACCCAGAGCUCUCUAACAGGGUUCCUGAGCACCGUCAGAUCACCACUCAGUGCGGGAGCCCCUGUCGUCCAACCCUCGAGGGCAGGGAAAAGCUCAGGAGCAACAACCUUCCGUCGAAUCGCCCCCAAAACGCAACCUGGAUCAGAAGCCGGCACAGAGCUUUCCCAUGGCUCUGGGGGGGACGUCGCCGAUCGGCCACCUCUGACAAGAGCUUCAGAGGAUGUUCUCUCCAAGUGCAAGAAAGCAGCUGCUGAGGACCACGUGCUACUGGUGGAAGGGGAGAAAAAAUAUGCCUGCAAAAUCUGCUGUAAAACCUUCAUGAACUUGACUGACUGCAAGAAGCAUAUUCGUGUCCACACAGGAGAAAAGCCCUACCCCUGUCCCAAGUGUGGCAAGCGCUUCAGCCAGUCCUCCCACCUGUAUAAGCACUCGAAGAACACCUGCUUAAACUGGAAAGAUGACCAGUCUUUGGCAGGCACUUUGCUCUAA
This is a messenger RNA of Maylandia zebra (zebra mbuna), 2010 nucleotides long. RefSeq names its product zinc finger and BTB domain-containing protein 5. NCBI's taxonomy places the organism in Eukaryota, Metazoa, Chordata, Actinopteri, Cichliformes, Cichlidae. The record is from RefSeq and is a predicted model, not a curated record. Gene Ontology annotation, biological process: regulation of transcription by RNA polymerase II. Gene Ontology annotation, molecular function: RNA polymerase II cis-regulatory region sequence-specific DNA binding; DNA-binding transcription factor activity, RNA polymerase II-specific; protein binding.